AUUGAUCGCGAAAUAACGCUCUUCUGUGAAAAUUUUCGCGUGAUAUGUAAGUGUUAAACAUGCAAAAAUCAUAGCUUCGAAACAUUUGCAUAAUUUUCGAUCAACUCGCAUUGGAUUGCGUAGUUAAAUUUUGAAAAUUGAUCGUCAUUCAGGUACCUACCUAUUACCACAAUUUAGUACCUAUUUAAAAAUUGUUGCUUGCUUGCAAGGAAACGAAGCGUCAGCUGGAAGAAAAAUCAACGUUCAAUGUAAAUACAAUCAUUUAUCAAUGUGGGAACUUUAGCCUUUGAGCAACCAAAAUGCCAACCCAAGAGCCAUAUUGCGUAGGAAUAAUUCAGGAAAUUGGCAAUCAUUAUGAAGAGAAUAUAUAUGUAAAUAUCACCAUACCGAUAUGUUUGGUAGGGAUGAUCUUGAAUCUACUCAACGUAUUGGUAUUAACAAGGAAAACUAUGAAUUCGUCGCCGAACCUAAUACUUGCUCAUUUGGCCUUUGUAGAUUUUUUAUAUUUACUAACAGAAAUUGUAAACUUUUGGAUGGAUUUCAUUCCCCCUAGAAGUGGUUUUGAUAUCGAAGAGUCUUACAUAAUGACAAUAGUUUUUUGGUACAGCGAUAUUUCAUCAUCCACGUUUCAGUUUAUAUCUGCAUUUCUGACAGUGCAGUUGGCUGCAUGGAGAUACAUAGCAGUAGUGCAUCCGUUGAAGGAACGUCAUUGGUGCAACAAGAAAAUGACUCGUAAUAUCGUGAUUGCUGGAUACAUUGUGUGCUGUGUUUUGUACGCUAUACCCUAUCAUUUAUCAUUUGAUAUUGAAGCGAGCACCAUACACGGAAAAGCACAUUACACAGUCAAAUUCGACCGACAUCCCACCAUGAACUCAAUAAGAAACGUCACUUACGGACUAGUGGUCAAAUUAUUACUAUCAGCUGUGCUAGUAGGACUUACUUCCAGAAUCGUUGUUACCUUAUUAGCCAGAAAAACUCUUCGCGAAGAAUUAACUUCAUCGACCAGCUCCCGAAGUAAUACAAAAAACGCUAAAAUGAGACAGGAAACCAAUAGAUCGACAGCGAUAUUAUUGGCAGUUGCAGCUCUAUUUUUCAUCGCCGAAUUUCCAAGAGGAAUUCUAUGGUUACUGGCAACGAUUAAUGAAGAUGAUUGGGACACAUGUUACUAUUCAUUGGUAUGGAUAUUUGAAACGAUAAUUAAUAUUAAUACAUCCAUCACAUUCAUGGUUUAUUACACUUUGAGUCAGCAAUUUAGAACCACAUCUAAAUCCUUGUUCAGUCGUAACCCGUGUACUAGUGUUUCUCAUCAAACACACGCUCCUCCUGCUUUGGGUGAUACCAAGGGAACAAACAGUUUCAAGAUGGAGAACUUCUAAAGUUUAAGUUAGCGGAAAUGUACAUUCUACUAAAAUGUUGAGGCUUCCUGAAAUUUGAUGAAAAAAAUUCAAUGGGAAAAAUCAUUAUUUAUUUAUUUAUUUAUUUAUUUAUUUACAAUUUAGGUCUCUCCAACAGCGUAAGCCAAUUACAGGAGAGACCGUUUAUAGCUAAGAGAUAAAACUAAAAAAGACCUGAAAAACUAUAACUUACAAAAACAAGAAAAAGAAAAAAAAUACCAUAAAAAAACCAGUAAGAAACAAAAGAAACAUUAGUACAUUAUCAAUAUAUAUGUAGUUCUUCUCAUUGAAAAAAAAAGUAAGAUAAGCAAAAAAAGAAAAUAAAAAGUACAAAAUCCAAUAGAAGAAAAACAAAAGAGUGAGGGCAAAAACCCAAACUUAAGGCAGAUAAAAGGGGGGGGGGAGAGGGGAAAAUAGAAAAAAAAGAGAAAAAAAAUCUGGGAUAUGAAAUGGCUCAUAAACAGCUCCCACUGCAUCCACGCUCCCUUUCCCAUGCCUUCUCCACCACACGCCUAAAAGCAGACCUACCCAUACUAUAGAUAUCGGCAUCCACACACCUACUGAGGAAAGCGUCAGAGAUACCCAUGAUGUUAUUCAUAGGGGACACCCUCAUCCUAAACGUACUGUAAUUGUGUAGAGAGAAUAUUUUUUUUUGCCUGGAGUGGAUCUUUGGGGCCCAGAAAUUAAUUUUUCCCAAAAGGUUACUAUCUUUUACAUUGCAGUGGAUGAGAUCAUAUAGGAACAUCAGUGCAGCUGUCUCUCUUCCCUUUAAUAGCAAAUCUACUUCAAACCCUUCUAAAAGCUCUUUUUGAGAUAUAUCAUGGGGAUAAUAUUCAAAAGUUUUAAAAUAUAGGUAUUUUAGAAAUCUGUUUUGAAUUUUUUCAAGCUCUUCCACAAAUUUUUUAGUAUGAGGGAACCAAAUUAGUACACCAAA
Planococcus citri (citrus mealybug) is the source of this 2328-nucleotide messenger RNA. Its product is annotated as FMRFamide receptor-like. Lineage: Eukaryota; Metazoa; Arthropoda; Insecta; Hemiptera; Pseudococcidae. Gene Ontology annotation, molecular function: G protein-coupled peptide receptor activity. Gene Ontology annotation, cellular component: plasma membrane. The transcript is spliced from 2 exons. The record is from RefSeq and is a predicted model, not a curated record. Gene Ontology annotation, biological process: G protein-coupled receptor signaling pathway. The coding region runs from base 300 to 1376 and encodes 358 amino acids.